AGUAUAUUUUUGGUUUCUGAUUUGUGUGGAAGUAUUCUUUUCAUUUGCUAAUUUGGAGUCAUUAACAAAAAUUUUGGCAAAAGGAGGUGUAUGAAAAUUUUCGUAAGAUUGCAGUGGUUAUCUGAUACUACUAAAAAAAUUUUAAAGGCCUUUAAAUACAGAGUAAAGCCUAUACGACUAAUUAUAAUCUUCAUUUUAUCGUCGCUUAUCUUUAAUUUUUUGCAAUGCAAUAUAAGAUAUCCAAACAAGAAUAUUCUCAAUUACAUUUUUCAACUGUCGACUACUGUGUCUUUGGAGCGCUUUUGUUGUUCUCUACGGGAAUCGGUAUCUAUUUUGGCUACAUAAAGAAGAAACCGGUUAAACCAAAACGUGAUGAGGAACCGAAAGAUCAUAACGUACCGGACUUUGGUUCUAAAGGAAUGAGUGAAUAUAUGCUGGGAUCCAGACAAAUGAAAGUAUUUCCAGUGGCAAUGAGUCUUGUUGCUAGCUACAUUUCAGGCGCAACUAUGCUGGGCACACCAUCGGAAAUCUACAAUUAUGGCACUCAAUAUUGGUUAAUCAUUAUAUCUGUAGUUUUAACGGCAAUAG
Molecule: messenger RNA, 588 nt
Organism: Bactrocera dorsalis (oriental fruit fly)
Lineage: Eukaryota; Metazoa; Arthropoda; Insecta; Diptera; Tephritidae
Product: sodium-coupled monocarboxylate transporter 1-like
Biological process (GO): transmembrane transport; sodium ion transport
Cellular component (GO): membrane
Molecular function (GO): symporter activity
Source: RefSeq, a predicted model, not a curated record